UCUAGUUUUCCCUCUUUCCACUCAUUGCCCUGGAGCCUCCAGCAGCUAACAUGUUGCAUUUUGUGCUGUUUCACUGGAUUAUUAUACACAUCUUUAUAGCCCACGCUGCAUCUGAAACUGUUGUCAGAGGAGUAAUAGGGCAACCUGUUCAGCUGCCUUGCUUCUACCAGGUGGCACGGUACAAGGACAUCUCCGACAUGUGCUGGGGCAGAGGCCCGUGCCCAAAUUCAAAGUGCAAGGACAAAAUUUUGCACACCACCGGGAACAGGGUGACGUUCAGGGUAUCUCAGAGGUACAACCUCAGGGGUUAUAUUUCCUAUGGAGAUGUGUCUCUCAGUAUUGAGAAAGUGACAGCAGAAGAUGCAGGUACAUACUGCUGCCGUGUAGAGAUCCCAGGCUGGUUCAACGACAUCAAGCAGAACAUCCAGCUGGUGGUGGUCAGAGCCCCUCCAGUGAUGACAACCACCACGAGAAAAGCUCCUGUUUCGCCCAAACAAUUUAGGAAAACAACUGUUGCUCCCCAAGCAAUCACUGGUUAUGAAACAACAUCAGAGACUGCUCUCCCCCUGACAACCACCACCCCUUCAACAACAUCUGCAACCACCACGUCUCCAGCAGUAAUGACACUGGAGACCACUGCUCCCCCAGCAUUUGCUGUGACAACAAACAAAGCUUUUAUAGAUACCAUGGUGACAACCAGUGUUCCCCCAGAUUUUUCAUCUGAUUUCCAAGCAACUGACAUGAGGACUGAAGAUGACUCCAUGUUCUCCUCAGAUGCUUCUGUCCCUCUCACAACUGUGACUUCUGAAUUCCCAAGUACAUUUCCAACUGCAGAGGGAACAAGAGGAGCUGACACUUCUCUCAUAGUGGAAGACCUGCCAGCUGCAGGGAUUUCAACAAUUUCAGAUGGCAAGACCAAGAAACAUGAUGAUAAAAGCGAUAAGUUUCCCACCUUUGCCGUUCUCAUUGUCUGUCCCAUAGUGGUGUCCAUUCUUUUCAUAUUGCUGUUCUCAUUUUGGAAACGUAAACACACAAAGAAGUUUGUUAUAAAGAGCCUUGGACCUGCAGAAGGCCUCGAAAAAGUUUUCAGUGGAGCUGAAGGAGAAAACACCAUUUUUUCCCUCUAAAGAGCUCCCACAUCAUCUGUAGAUGCCAUAGAAAAUAAAAAGGGGCUGUUUCAUGAUGUCUUGAGAGAUGCACUGAGCCCUCAACCAAAGCCCAAAGCUUCAACUAUGCAAAUUUAAAGUCUUUGUGCAAAUUUUGCCAUGCCAACUUAAGUAAAAUUUAUUGAAUAUAGAAGCUUCUUUAGGAAGGCACUUUAUACAGUAUUCAUAGGUGUUUCUGGCACCUGCCUUCUUACUGUAUUACAUAUACCAUAGUACAGAAUACAUGUACCAUACAUGUACCACAUUAGAGAACUGCAUCUGGUUUUCUUCAUUUUCACUAAUGCUCUUCCUUGAAUACAACUUACACUGUGAGGAACAGAAAAGGGAAGAAUUAAGGCUGCCUAACUUCAAAUUGCCAAAAAAAAUUAAAAUAAAUCACCAAAUACAAUUUUUAUUGCUUUUAUGUAAUCAAGAAAAAAAUAGGACACAAGAAUGCUGUGAGUAUAAAUCAAAAAUGCCAAUUACUUAUGAGUACAAAUGCUGCUUGUGAUUCAGCAUGUCUGAAUUGCCCUUGGAAACUAUAUUAAUAAACUUUGUAAUUUACUGCUA
Messenger RNA from Calypte anna (Anna's hummingbird), 1715 nucleotides. It is a transcript of the gene TIMD4, whose product is annotated as T cell immunoglobulin and mucin domain containing 4. The coding region runs from base 51 to 1127 and encodes 358 amino acids. The record is from RefSeq and is a predicted model, not a curated record. NCBI's taxonomy places the organism in Eukaryota, Metazoa, Chordata, Aves, Apodiformes, Trochilidae. The transcript has 8 exons.